Acanthopagrus latus (yellowfin seabream) is the source of this 2581-nucleotide messenger RNA. Its product is annotated as very long-chain acyl-CoA synthetase-like. Gene Ontology annotation, molecular function: long-chain fatty acid transmembrane transporter activity; long-chain fatty acid-CoA ligase activity. The record is from RefSeq and is a predicted model, not a curated record. Bases 521 to 2386 code for a protein of 621 amino acids. The transcript is spliced from 11 exons. NCBI's taxonomy places the organism in Eukaryota, Metazoa, Chordata, Actinopteri, Spariformes, Sparidae.
UUAGCAACAAGAAGAGAAAAAAGAAAACAGACUUGGUGCGACGUCAAUUAUCUGGAAUUAUUUCGGCUACAAGAAGGAUGAUAUUGACCAAACACGUGUUCUGUGUCGACAGUACCUUGCAUCUGUUGCCACAGUGAGAGGUAACACAACUGACCAUUUACGUCAGUACCACACAGCCCAGUACGACAAACAGAGUUGAUCUACUUUAAUCUCUGACCCAUCCAGCUUCACUACCCAGAUGGAAUGCUAUUGUCAGCAGAUGUCAUACAAAUCCUGGUGUUGUAACCAUAACCGUCGUUGCAGUGGAGGGGAACAUGUAACUAUGCAGGACAGCAGCAGCCUCUCCCAGAGUUGGCUGCAGUGUGAGUUUGUGUAUUGAGGGAAGUUCUUUUGUUACAGCCCCCGAGAAAAUGGCUCAAAGUUCAAGAGGCGUGCAUGACUAUAUUCAUCUGUUGUGUCCUGCUGAAAGUUGAACCUCUCCGGCUCUCCCUGCUGCAGGACUGACUCACUUCUACUGAUCAUGAUGAUGGCUUACAUCCUAUAUACCGCUCUUGCAGGGUUGGCACUUUUGCUGGCUUUGCUUUACAUUAAAAACCCUUAUAUCUUGCAGGAUUUAAAUUAUGCUCUUACUGCAGUUAAAGUUGGCAUGCAGCUGAGUAAAUACAAGAAGAGAAAACCGUUUUACAGCAUUUUGGAUUGUUUCCUGGACAAAGUGUCGAGGCAGCCGCACAAGAAGUUUUUGCUGUUCGAAGACAGCUGCUACACUUACAGCCAGGCAGACAAGGAGAGCAACAAAGUGGCCAGAGCCCUGUCCACUCAUGCAAACCUGCAGGAGGGGGACACCGUGGCCUUGUUCCUGGGGAACGAGCCGUGGUUCGUGUGGGCCUGGCUCGCGCUCGCCAAGCUGGGAUGCACAGCUUCUCUCCUGAACAACAACAUCAGGUCCAAAUCUCUGCUGCACUGCUUCUCCUGCUGCGAUGCCAAAGUCCUGGUCGCUGGAGCCGAUUUGCGGGGGGCUGUAGAGGAGGUGCUGCCCACCUUGAAGGAGCAGGGCAUCCGUGUGUUCCUCCUCACUGAGCACUGUGAUGUGGAUGGCAUUGAAAGCCUCACUGACAAGAUCCAGCAGGCCUCAGAUCAGCCUCUGUCACCUCAGCUGAGGGCCAACAUCCACAUCAAGAGUCCUGGGCUGUACAUCUACACCUCAGGGACCACAGGGCUUCCCAAAGCAGCUGUAAUAAACCAUGAGAGGAUAUGGAUGGCAACGUUUCUUCAGUCUCUUGCUGGCGUUCGCUCAGACGAUAUCGUCUACAUAUUCUUGCCUCUUUACCACAGCUCGGGCUUUCUGAUGGGACUUUGUGGAGCAAUAAACCAAGGCAUCACUAUUGUUUUAAGGCGUAAAUUCUCUGCUUCCAACUUCUGGAAUGACUGUCGGAAGUACAAUGUGACUGUCAUUCAGUACAUAGGAGAAAUAAUCCGCUACCUCUGCAACACACCAAAGAGAGACAAUGAUAGAGAUCAUAAAGUCCGACUGGCGUUGGGGAACGGGAUGAGAUCUGACGCCUGGGCUGAAUUCCUGCAGCGGUUCGGGGACAUUCGUGUCUGUGAGUGCUACGGAGCAACAGAAGGAAAUAUAGGCUUUGUCAACCACAUUGGCAAAAUCGGAGCGAUUGGCAAGGAGCAUUUUCUUGUCAAGAUGGCGACUCCAUAUUCCCUCAUCAGGUACGACACAGAGAAGGAGGAGCCAGUCAAAAACUCCAAAGGAUUUUGUAUUGAAGUCCCCAGAGGAGAGACCGGUUUAUUGGUGGCAAAGAUCGGAGCAAGAUCACCUUUCAUUGGUUAUGCCAAGAACAAGCAGCAGACACAGAGGAAGAUGCUGAACGACGUGUUUGUGAAGGGAGACCACUACUUUAACAGCGGGGACCUGCUGAGGAUAGACGAAGAGGGAUUUAUCUACUUUCAGGACCGCAUUGGAGACACUUUCAGGUGGAAAGGAGAAAAUGUAGCGACCACAGAGGUGGCUGAUCAUUUGCUCAUGCUGGACUGGGUUGAGGAGGCCAAUGUCUACGGUGUAAAGGUGCCAGGACAUGAGGGAAGAAUUGGAAUGGCAGCAAUAAAGCUCAAGGAGAACAUGGAUUUUGACGGCAAAGCUGCAUAUCAGCAUGUCAAAAACUUCCUCCCCAGCUACGCAAGGCCACGCUUCAUUCGCAUACAGGAUGCUCUGGUGGUAACUGGGACGUUCAAGCAGAUGAAGGUGAAGCUGGGGGAGGAGGGCUUCAACCCCUCCGUCAUUAAAGACCCUCUGUUCUACCUGGAGGACAACAAGGGCUACGUGCCCAUGACUCAGGAGAUCUUCAGCUCCAUCGCAGAGGGAAAAGCCAAGCUCUGAGUGACUUCAGUGUUUGUUCUUGGACUGAGAGUCUAGUUUUUAGUUGGCACAGGAGACCAAAUGAUGAAGGAUGACCUGAGUGUUUCUAAACAACACAUUCCAUGAGCUCCUUUACUUUCUGUGGUGUAGAUGUUGUAAUGAUUCAUAUCAAGGAAUAAUAUAAUUUUGUUUUGUUUUUUAUGCAUUCAUUGUAAA